Molecule: messenger RNA, 2239 nt
Organism: Drosophila elegans
Lineage: Eukaryota; Metazoa; Arthropoda; Insecta; Diptera; Drosophilidae
Gene: Dronc
Product: caspase Dronc
Exons: 2
Coding region: 413-1771 (452 amino acids)
Biological process (GO): proteolysis
Molecular function (GO): cysteine-type endopeptidase activity
Source: RefSeq, a predicted model, not a curated record
AACAUAGAGUAGUGCGAGUGAGAACGUAGCGGACGCGCUGGCUGGCAGCGAAAGAAAGCCCGAACAUCCUUUUGUUUCAAAAGAAAUCUUAUUCGAAGAUCCCUGAUCCGCAACAGGAUCGUCUAGUGCAAUAUAUAGACUAGGUAAUUUGCUUUUGGAAAAAUAAGGACACUGCGCCGAGGCCGUCGAUUGUUGUUUCCCCGCUAUCGAGACAACAACAAAACACCACAACAAAGCCGCAGACAAAGAAACGAAUCGAAACCAGCGCCAAACGAAGUCAGUCACGGAAAAACCUUGAAGUGACUCACUGCCAAUAUCACUGCCAAUUGGAGAUUGAUCACUGCCAGUGCAAAACAUUUAUCCUUGGAGCCCCAAAUAAGCGGAGUCCCCGGACACAAAAACCACAUCCGGAAUGCAGGCGUCGGAGCGCGAGAUUGGAAUGCUGAGAAAGCAUCGCGAGCACAUUAACAAGAAUCUGGAUUAUCUGGUGAAAGCGACCAACUAUGGUCAAGUGGCCAGGGAGUGCGUCCGCCAGGGCAUCCUGUCCAGCCAGAUGCUGCGCAACACGGAGGACCUCAAUGGCGAGCGGUUCAACAUGCGCGAGGAGGAUGUGCUACUGGAGCAGCAUCGUCGGUUGUUCCUCAAGGUCACCCAGCGGGGUCCAACCGCCUACAACCAGCUCAUAGCGGCCCUAAAGAAUGUCAAUUGUCUGGAUGCCGCCCAGUUGCUGGAGUCGGUGGACGAGUCCAGUUCGCGGCCACCCUUCAUCUCGCUGAACGAACGGAAGAGCAGCCGUCCCAAGUCGGCAGAUAUCGUGGACAACCGGUCGCCAGAUGCCUGCGAAGGUGCCUGUGUCAGCAAGAGACCCUUAAGCGAACCCCUCGGACCACCUACGCCUUAUCUGGAGCCCGUCGUCGGAAAACAGCGCGAAGUUAGGAAGUCAAACAAGAUUCACACUGAUGAUAUGGUGGGCACAUACAAAAUGCAAUCGCGCCACAAUCGCGGCGUUUUGCUGAUGAUAAACAUCAUCGACUUCCCAGAUCCCAAGCGCAAACGAAACGGAGCCGAGUUGGACAGUAACUCGCUGAUUCACCUGUACCGCGAACUGGGUUUUACGAUUUUCGCCUAUGGCAAUAUGAACCAGGAGCAGUUCUUCGACGUGCUGGGCCAGGUCACCUCGUCGUCAUAUGUGCAGAACACCGAGUGCUUCAUGAUGAUUCUGAUGACGCAUGGUAAUCGGGUGGAUGAAAAGGACAAGGUGGAGUUCUGCGAUGGAUCCGUGGUGGAUAUGCACAAGAUUAAGAACCACUUCCAGGCGAACAUCUGUCCGUAUUUGGUGCACAAGCCAAAGGUGCUGUUCUUCCCAUUUUGCCGUGGUGACCAUGCCGAUAUGGGGCAGCCGAAGAAUCGCUACGAUUCUAGGGAGCCUGUGUUCAAGAUCCCACAGCAGGCGGACACUCAGAUCGAGACGGAGGGCAUGUCCUCCGUGACCGCAAAUGUUCCAACUCUGGCAGACACGCUGGUCUGCUAUGCCAACACGCCGGGCUUUGUGACCCACAGGGACACGGAGACGGGCAGCUGGUACAUCCAGAAGUUCUGCGACGUGAUGGCCGAGCAUGCCCACAACACGAACGUCGAGGACAUCCUGAAGAAGACGAACGCCUCCGUGGGCAACAUGCGCACCAAAAACGGCUCGAUGCAGACCGGUGCCUUCGACAAUCUCGGCUUUAACAAGAAACUCUACCUUAAUCCGGGCUUCUACAGCGAGUAGCCGCAGCCACUGCCCAUGAUGAAAGCAUUCCCGACUGAAUAUUUGCAUUUCUAAACCGUAUUUAUGUUUGUAUCGUCGCAUUUAUGUGUGUCCUUUAGAUUAUGUGUUUUGUGCUCGCGUGCUCUAUAUGUCUAUUUUGUACGCAAUACUCCUCUACUUCUUCAAAUACUUUUUUUUAAGGUACACAAAUUAGGUCUUUCUAUGUGAUAAACGCCAGAAGUGUUAAGAUCAAAAUAAGCAAACAAUUAUUUAAAAUUAAGCAAAUCCACCAUCAACGAAUAUUAGAAAUCGAAAAAUUUAAGUAAAAUGUAAAACAAUUUUCGAGUCUGAUCUUAAAGUUUGUACAUUUACAGUAUGAAAGAUAUCAUUCGAAAUGGAACAAAAAAGUACAAUGUAACAAAGUUUUCCAGUCUGAUUUUAGAGUUGAUUUGUACAUUUAUAAAUAAACGAUGGCAUUUUUUGACAAAA